UAAAAGGAGCAACCAAAAAAGCCUGCAGAUACAGCAUAAGGGAUAUUAUGCUAGGGCUUAUACCAGCCAUUAGUUCUGAAUACUGGGGAGCUUUUGAGGUGCAAAAUGGCCGUGAUGAUUGGAAUCGCUUUCAGAGUUUCUUGGCUUUGUUGCCUGCUAAUUGGCGGGAUAACCUGUUCUACAUCAAGCUGGCAUUUUACUUUUUCUUUAUCUAACCUAGGUGAUGGGUAUCCUGCACCAGGUUCUGAUGCAGCAUGGCUCUAUACAGGCCCACUUAGGUCUAAAGGAUAUGGUAAUUACAACUCUCCAACAGCUCAAUUGCAAGCGCAGCUGACCGAAGAGCAACAGAAACAUCUGGCAGCCAUUCUGCAAAAGCAACUGGCCCCCAUGCCCCAGGCACCUCAGAAAAUGUGGUAUCCAACUCAAAUGCCCCAGAAGCAACCAGUUACUGAACUUCAGCAUCAGAAGGAACACGCCUCCAUACCCCAGCUACCUCAGCAAGUGUGGUAUCCAGUUCAAAUUCCUCAGCAGCAAAAGCAACCUGCUACUGGUCCUCAGCAGCAGACGGAACUGACCACCAUGCCCCAGAAGCAACCGGCUCCAAUGCCUAUACCGCAGAAACAACCAACAGCUAUGGGUCAGAAAGCAUGGUAUCCAGCUCAAAUGCAGCAGAAGCAACCGGCCACCGUGCACCAGCAACUGUGGCAUCCAGCUCAAUUGCCCCAGCAGCAAAAGCAACCGGCUACUGAACCUCGGCAGCAGAAGGAACCGGCCUCCAUAACCCAGCAACCUCAGCAAGUGUUGCAUCCAGCUCAAAUGCUGCUGAAGCAACUGACUGCCAUGCCCCAGCAAGUGUGGUAUCCAGCUAAGACCCAGAAGCAACUGGCCGCUGAUCCUCAGGAGCAGAUAUAACUGACCGCCAUGCCCCAGCAACCUCAGCAAGUGUGGUAUCCAGCUCAAAUGCCCCAGAAGCAACCAACCGCUGAACCUCAGUGGCAUCCAGCCAAAUUUCCCCAGGAGCAACCCGUCCAAAUGCGUCAACUGCAGAAGGAACUGACCGCCAUUCCACCACAACUGUGGCAAUCCGCUCAAAUUCCCCAGCAGCAUAAGCAACCGGCUGCCAAGCUUCAGCAAUUGUGGCAACUGGCCCCCAUUCCCCAGCAGCCUCAUGACGUGUGGUAUCCAGCUAAAAUGGUCCAGAAGCAACAAGCAGCUGCAACUCAGCAGCAGAAGGAACUGACCACCAUGCCCCAAGAGUGGCAUCCAGCUCAAUUUCCCCAGAAGCAACCAGCCCUCAUGCUUUUACCGCAGAAGGAACUGACCGCCAUACACCAGCAACCUCAGCAAGUGUGGUAUCCAGCUAAAAUGCCCCAGAACCAACCAACCACUGAACCCCAGCAGCAGAAGCAACCGACCGCCUUGGCCCAGCAAAUGGUGUCUCCAGCUCAAAAGCCCCAGCUGCAGAAGCAACCGGCUGCUGAACCUCAGCAGCAGAAAGAACCGGCCACCAUGCCCCAGCAAGCAUGGUAUCCAGCUCAAAAGCCCCAGCUGCAGAAGCAACCGGCUGCUGAACCUCAGCAGCAGAAAGAACCGGCCACCAUGCCCCAGCAAGCAUGGUAUCCAGCUCAAAAGCCCCAGCUGCAGAAGCAACCGGCCGCUGAACCUCAGCAGCAAAUUGAACCGACCGCCAUGCCCCAGAUACCUCAGCAAGUGUGGCAUCCAAUGCACAUUCCCCAGCAGCAACAGGAACUGGCCACCAUACCCCAGCAAGUGAGGUAUCCAGCUCAAAUGCCCCAGAAGCAUCUGGCCUCCAUGCCUCUACCACAGAAGCAACCGACCGCCAUGCCCCAGCAAGAGUGGCAUCCAGCUCAAAUGCCCCAGCAGCAGAAACAACUGGCCCCAAUGCCUCAACCACAGAAGCAACAGGCCACCAUGCCCCCGCAAGUAUGGCAUCCAGCUCAAAUGCCUCAGCAGCAAAAGCAACCAGCUACUGAACCUCAGCAGCAAAUUGAACCGACCGCCAUGCCCCAGCCACCUCAGCAAUUGUGGCAUCCAGAUCAAUUUCUCCAGGAGCAGAAGCAACCAUUCACUAUGCAUCUACCGCAGAACGAACUGACCGCCAAUCCACCACAACUGUGGCAAUCCGCUCAAGUGCCCCAGCAGCAUAAUCAACCGGCUGCCAUGCUUCAGCAAGUGUGGCAUCGGGCACAGAAGCAACCGGCCCCUAUGCCCCAGCAGCCUCACGACGUGUGGUAUCCAGCUAAAAUGGUCCAGAAGCAAGUCGCUGCGGUGACCGCCAUGCCGCAUACGCAUCAGCAAGUAUGGCAUCCAGCUGAAUUUCCCCAGCAGCAGAAGCAACCGGCCUCAACGCCUCUACCGCAGGAGCAACCGACCGCCGUACCCCAGCAAGUGUGGUAUCCAGCUCAAAUGUCCCAGCAGCGGAAGCAACACACUGCCAUGCCACAGCACCAACUGACCCCCAUGCCUCAGCAAUUAUGGCAUGUAGCUCAAAUGCCCCAGAAGCAACUGGCCCCAAUGUCUCAGCAGAAUCACUACGAAAGCACUGAUGAUGGUGCCUCUAGUAGCACUCAGGCCAGCAUCGUUGAACAGUCGGGUGUCAUCCCAAUCUAUUCCUACAGUUCCAAAUCGCACUACGGGAAUGGCAGGACUGUAUUCUCCCUAACCCGCUACACUCCUAGGGACGCUAUGCCUGUUGACAGUGGAAAUGCUCCCAAGGACAGUUUUGUUCGUACUGGUGCACCAAGCGUAUAUCCAUCACUAGUGAAGGAUUCUGCAAGGAAAAUGUAAUGGAUUCAUCCUCUAGAAGCUAAUGGAAGUAUCUGGUGCUCUUGCUACUCUAGCGUGAGGGAGUACAUGAACAGUGCUACUUUCAAAAAUGUCUCUGUGAAAUAAUGGUUCUCAUGUCCAUUGCUUGCUAAUUGAGAACAGGUGGUGUGCAGUCUGUAGUAAAAAUGACUGCCCAGUUAAUUCUUUGGUUUUCUAGUCUUUUACCUUUGCUACUGGUUGUUCAAAAUAAAAGCUUGGGUCUACAUUUGUCAAGGG
Messenger RNA from Oncorhynchus kisutch (coho salmon), 3063 nucleotides. RefSeq names its product mediator of RNA polymerase II transcription subunit 15-like. NCBI's taxonomy places the organism in Eukaryota, Metazoa, Chordata, Actinopteri, Salmoniformes, Salmonidae. The transcript is spliced from 5 exons. Bases 922 to 2808 code for a protein of 628 amino acids. The record is from RefSeq and is a predicted model, not a curated record.